AAAUCUCCCUAUUUCUCAUUCGACCUUUGAACCGCACUCGGCGACAGUUGUGUUGCUCUUGGGUUUGUUUCAAGCAACCUGUCAAGCAAUCUGUCUCUGGUCAAUACAUCAUUCAGUCUUGUUAUCGGCUACGUAUCUCGCGUCUUAAAUCUUUUGCAGCUACCGGAACGGAAGCUGCGAACACGCUGCAAUGUACAAUCCUUACCAACCCCCUGGCCUUUAUGGCCGACCACCAGAUUUCGGAAGCUACCCUGGAGCACCUCCGGGCAUGGCUCCUCCACCAGGUAUGGUCGCACCUGGAACGACUCCUCCGCCGGGGAUGCAGCAAGCCAACGCGCAGCAGCCCGGUCGACCAGCCGGCUUCCCAGCCAACUUCCAACCUCCUCCCAACAUGCCCAAUAUCAAUUUCUCUGCCCCAGUCAUUCGUCUCGGAACCUCAGGCCCGUCCAAAUCAGCUACACCGGAUACCAGCAAGGAGCGCGGGGGAGACGCUCCCGGCCGCCGGGCCGGCUUGGGCUCUUCCAGCCUAGAGUCUCAGCGUCAGAAUGUUCGCGAUGCGAUGAUGCAACUUCAACCGCCGACGCGAGAGGAGAUCGUCCGGACCAUCUUUGUGGGCGGCAUUACGGAAGGUGUGGCUGGGGACGAAGGCGUGGAGAGAAUUUUGCGCUCGGCGGGAAACCUUCGGCGCUGGAUUCGCGCCACCGAUGCGGAUGAGAAACCAUGCAAAUUCGGCUUUGCAGAGUACGAGGACCCGGAAAGUCUUAGCACUGCUGUGGAAGUGCUCAAGGAUGUGCAAGUCCCUGUGAAGAGACAGUCACCGCGGGAGGGCGAUGACAAGGAAGAGCACGAAGUCGAAAAGAGUACUCUACUGGUGGUUGUCGAUGAGAGCUCGUUGAAAUACCUGGAGCAAUACGAGUCCGGCAAGGGAGAGCAGGACCCAGCCGAACGCGAGGCGCGGAUAGGUGCUGCACGCAGCGGCCUUGCGGCCGUCUUGUCGGAUCUGUGUCACCCCAUUGCACCCACACAGAAGGAAGAUGCAUCGGCCAUCGAUCGUGAAGGCGACACCGCUAUGAAGGAUUCCGAGGGACAGAACGAUGGAACAUCCGCGGAAGUCGUUACUAUUCCGAUCACAGUGGAGGAUGAGCUUUCCGAUAUCCCUCCUGAGAUGAGAGAAACGGUCGCUAAGGAAAUUGCUGCCUUCCGUGAGCGUAGCAAUCGCCGGGAUAUCGAGCGGUUGAAGCGGGAGGAAGAGAUCGAGUCUAUGGAGCGAGCACGCAAUUCCGGAUCACGCAUCAAUCGACUGGCCUCACCUCCUCUUUCUGCCCCUAGUGGGCCUGCUGCUGGCGCCAAUGGAGUUCCCUUGGGCCCUCGCGACCGCGGUGUGCCUUCUGGGCCGAAGGCAUUCGGAGUUCAAGUCCCUAAGGACUACCAGAAGGGGGUUUCUUUCGUCAACGGAGGUAACAUAAAUGGGGCCACAACCGUCUACUUCGACCGGGAAGACGAAGACUCGGACGCUAGCGACGAGGAACUCGAGCGCCGUCGUCAAGAAAAGAAGGAGUCCGAGCGUGAGAAGCAGUUCCUCGACCAGGAACGCCGCUGGCUGAACCGUGAGCGCAGCAGAACUGCUGCAUUGGAACGCGAGAAGAAGCGAGACAAGGAAGAGGCAGCCAAGGUACAGGAGGUGCGCGAUGAGAUGGACAAGCGGUAUCGGGAAUGGAAUGAUGAUGUCGAGGCCAACCGCAAAAUGGAGGAUUAUUAUGCCGAUCGGGGUGCAUGGCUCCGCAGCCGGGCGGCGUUCCGAGCCCGUGAGGUCAGCAUGGACGAAGCGGAUCGGGCGGCGGAGGAAAGAGAACGGGCCCGGUCCGUGCAGCAACGGGAGCAGGCCCGCGGCAUGGCAGACGACUUCCUCGCUCGGCAGGCCGAAGAGCUGGAGUCACGCACCCAGGCUCCCCGCGAACCCCAGCGCUUCAAGCUUUCUCUCGGCGCAGCCGCGCAGAAGGCUCAAGCUGCCACCUCCCGCCGCACUAUUGCGGAGGUCGAGGGCUUGCUGGAAGACGAAGAGGAGCCACAGGCCACCGCCAGACGACCUCUUAUCCCCAUCAAGUUCGACAGUGCUGCCGAAGCGGCUGGCCUGUCCGACGAGGAACGCGCACAAGUCGCCCGACAACUGGCUGCGGAGAUCCCCACGGACAAGGAGGGGCUCUGGAACUGGGAUGUCAAGUGGGAGUUUGUGGACGAGAGUGUCGUCACCGAGCAGCUCAAGCCUUUUGUGGAAAAGAAGAUUGUGGAAUACCUGGGCGUGCAGGAACAGAUGUUGGUGGAAGUGGUCGAGGAACAUGUUCGAAAGCAUGGACAACCUCAAGAGCUGGUGGAACAGCUGGAGGAGGCUCUCGACGAAGAGGCAGAGGUGUUGGUCCGGAAGCUAUGGCGGAUGAUUAUCUUCUUCUCGGAGAGCGAGAAGAGAGGUCUUUCCGGGUAGAGGAAAGAUUCGUUGUUUACUUUGGGCCCAGGACUAUCAUGAGUCACAAAAUGAACCAAAUGAACUGGAUUGUCGUGUACUCGUGUUAAACCUACUUCUUGCGCAAGGGCGUGUUGCAUUGCAUUGCAUUCCCGCAUCUGUCCCAACCUAUUUUGUAACUUAUAUCAUGCUGCAGCAGAUUCCUGCUUCCCUCGUAAAACAUCAAGCUCAUCUUAG
Aspergillus uvarum CBS 121591 is the source of this 2695-nucleotide messenger RNA. RefSeq lists its product as uncharacterized. Gene Ontology annotation, biological process: mRNA processing. The coding region runs from base 191 to 2479 and encodes 762 amino acids. Gene Ontology annotation, cellular component: spliceosomal complex. Gene Ontology annotation, molecular function: mRNA binding. The record is from RefSeq and is a predicted model, not a curated record. Lineage: Eukaryota; Fungi; Ascomycota; Eurotiomycetes; Eurotiales; Aspergillaceae. The transcript is spliced from 5 exons.